ACUGCAAAAUGAAAUCAUUAAUACAUGCUGACAACAGAAAGAUUCAAGCUUUGGCAGAAGAAACAUUACUAUUACACACAGUGACAAGCAUGAAAUCUCCCAGCAUAGAGCACAAUAAAUCAUUGGGCACUAGAAACCAAAAAGCAUCCAAAGAACUUUUUAGAAUAAACCCACCCAACCUAGUGUAAACCAAACAAAUAUAAAUGCUAGAAGAAACUUUUAGAAAGGUUAGAGCACAAUCAGUUUCCUCUUGUUACCAUUUGCGGAUUUAACAAAGUUUUAGAUGGAUUAUAGCUAGCUAGCUUCUCCUGCUACGUAUAUGUCCAGAACCAAGCCGCUUCUAAAUGGAGAAGCCUUCAGAGAAAAUGGAAGCCACCCAAAAGGUUGGAAGGAAAAAGGGGGGCCUUCGAACUAUGCCAUUUAUCAUGGCAAACGAGAUAUUUGAGAAGAUUUCAAGUAUUGGGCUUCAUGCAAAUAUGAUUUUUUACUUAACGAAUGAGUAUCACUUUGAUAGUGCUAAAGGAGCCAUCGUCUUGUUUCUGUGGUCUGCACUGACGAACUUUUUGCCCAUAGCUGGUGCUUUCCUCUCUGAUUCUUACUUGGGUCGAUUUAAGGUCAUCUCCAUGGGGACGGUCGUUAGCCUUCUUGGAAUGGUAGUGUUAUUGUUAACAGCCAUAUUUCCAAAAGCAAGGCCUCCACACUGUAAAUUACCUCCGGAAAUCUGUGUACAUGCAAAUGGUGGCCAGCUAUUGCUUCUGUUUUUUUCAUUUCUUCUUAUGGCAAUCGGAGCCGGAGGCAUUCGACCGUGCUCCUUGGCCUUUGGGGCAGAUCAGUUCGAAAAGCCCGGCAACCCCAAAAACGAGAGGACACUGCAGAGCUUCUUCAACUGGUACUAUGCUACGGUUGGGGUUUCAGUCACUAUUUCAGUGACCUUUAUGGUCUAUCUUCAGAACGCUGCUGGUUGGGUUGUGGGCUAUGGCGUUCCUGUUGGACUCAUGCUGUUUUCCACCAUCAUGUUCUUUCUUGGCUCUUCACUAUAUGUUAAAAUAAAGGCAAACAAAAGCUUGCUCGGCAGUUUGGCUCAGGUGAUUGUUGCAGCUUGGAGAAACAGGCACUUGGACUCUCCCCCACAAACUUCUGAUAAAUGGUUUUACCAUAAAGGCUCAAAGCUUGUCUCCCCAACUCCUAAAUUGAGGUUUCUAAACAAAGCUUGCAUCAUAAGGAACAGAGAGACAGACGUGGAUGCUAAUGGAAUGGCUAGAUUCCCAUGGAGUUUAAGCACAAUUCAAAGAGUAGAGGAGCUAAAAGCAGUGAUCAGAGUUCUACCUAUUUGGUCCACCGGCAUUGUGAUCAGCGCCGCCAUUACCCAAUUCACCUUCGCCGCUCUUCAAGCAAGCACAAUGGACAGACACAUAACUCCCCGCUUCCAAUUCCCAGCAGCUUCCUUCGCCGUCUUCACAAUCAUAACCCUAACAAUCUGGGUCGCCAUCUACGAUCAAAUCAUCGUCCGGCUUCUGGCGAAAUUCACCAAACUAUCAAACGGGCUCAGUUUAAAGCAGAGGAUGGGCAUCGGACUGGCAAUCUCAUGCUUGGCGUCGGCAGUUUCAGCAGAAAUAGAGAGAACACGAAGAAACAGAGCAAUCGAUGAGGGUCUGGGCAACGUACCUAAUGGGAUCGUGAAGAUGUCGGCGAUGUGGCUGGUGCCGCAGCACUGCCUGGCGGGGUUGGCCGAAGCUUUAAACGCGAUAGGGCAGAUUCAAUUCUUCUACUCCCAGCUGCCGAGGAGCAUGGCCAGCAUCGCGGUGGCGCUGUUUUCGCUGGGAAUGGGCGGAGGAAGCUUGCUCGGAGCUCUGGUUGUGAGCGUGAUCAAGAAGACGACGGAGAAGAAUGGGAAUGUGGGAUGGCUUUCGAAUAAUCUGAACCAGGGCCAUUACGAUUACUAUUACUGGGUGUUGAGCAUGAUGGGUGUGGUGAAUUUCUUGUACUAUUUGAUUUGCAGUUGGUUCUAUGGAGAUGAGAAGGAGGGCAUGGAAGCGAGUAGGGUUUGGGACGAGAAGGAAGCCAUUGAAGAGGCCCCCUUCAAUGCUUAACUUGGGGGCAUGUAUACUUCAUAUCAUGGAGUAAAUGUUUCCUGGGUCAAGAUUAGAACCAAGAAUCCUUCAGUUUACCAUCU
Momordica charantia (bitter melon) is the source of this 2173-nucleotide messenger RNA. Its product is annotated as protein NRT1/ PTR FAMILY 1.2. Gene Ontology annotation, molecular function: transmembrane transporter activity. NCBI's taxonomy places the organism in Eukaryota, Viridiplantae, Streptophyta, Magnoliopsida, Cucurbitales, Cucurbitaceae. Gene Ontology annotation, cellular component: membrane. The record is from RefSeq and is a predicted model, not a curated record. Gene Ontology annotation, biological process: transmembrane transport; oligopeptide transport.